AUGAAUUCAUUCUCAUUUUCGAUUAAAAAAAUCGUAUUUAUUUCGACAUUUCUUUUUUCCAUUAUACCAAUAAAUAAAGCACAAAAAGUUGAUCCAGAUUAUGGAUAUGGCGUUGAAACCGAUUUUUAUCUUGUGACUACUAUCCCAUUAAUCUUCUCUGUCAUUAGUUUUUUAGGAACUUUAUAUAUCUUUUUUCGAAUGUUCUUACGAUGGAAACGUAGUAAGAGAAGUAUUCCUUUGUCAUUUAAAUUCCCAUUUUAUAUAGCGAUUACAGAUUUUCUAUAUUCUUCAGCCAUCUUAAUUGAGUUUGCAUAUACAGCUUCAAAUAAAACAGAUUUCGUAAAAAAUAAUGAAACUAACACAUGGCCAUAUCUAUUCUGUGAAAUCCUUGGAUUUUUAAUAGUUUUUUUCGUUUUACUAAAUAUAAUAUUGGUAGGAGCUAUAUCUAUUGUAACUUGGUUACGAGUAGUACGAGAAUAUUACUUCGAAUUUGGAAAAUAUGAUUAUAAAAUUUGGCUUCCAAUUAUUUUCAUAUCAUUAAUCAUCCCUCUAAGUACAUUAAAUGCCUACGGUUCUCGAGGAUAUUCAUGUGGAACUAAAAUUGGAUCCGAUCUUGUAGGAAUAGUGGUUUUUGUUCUAAUAGUAGUUACAUUGUUAACUAUCAUUUUUUGUUACGUACAUGUAUUAAAAACGAUUCGCGAUAUUCAAGGACAUAUCCCAAAUUCAAGUAUUGAAGCAGUACGAAAUUCUAAUGUUGAAAGGAGAACUUUUAAAAAAGUUUUAACUUAUAUUUUAGUUUUUAUUUUACAAUACAUUCCCAUUUUGAUUUAUAACAUUUCUAUGAUAUUAAGGGCUCGACAUAUUAUAUUAGAUGCUCUCAGUCCAGCAGUUAUAUGUAUUGGCGGAAUAGCGAACGUAUUUCAAUAUUUACGUAAUGAAGGAUUAAAAUUUUCACAUACUAGUAGUAAUAAUUCUUCAAGUUAUAAACUUGAAGUGGAAGAAAGAUCAGAUGAUACUACACAAGACGCUUAA
Rhizophagus irregularis DAOM 181602=DAOM 197198 is the source of this 1032-nucleotide messenger RNA. RefSeq lists its product as uncharacterized. Gene Ontology annotation, molecular function: G protein-coupled receptor activity. Gene Ontology annotation, cellular component: plasma membrane. Gene Ontology annotation, biological process: adenylate cyclase-activating G protein-coupled receptor signaling pathway. The record is from RefSeq and is a predicted model, not a curated record. NCBI's taxonomy places the organism in Eukaryota, Fungi, Glomeromycota, Glomeromycetes, Glomerales, Glomeraceae.